Messenger RNA from Meriones unguiculatus (Mongolian gerbil), 6104 nucleotides. It is a transcript of the gene Atp13a4, whose product is annotated as ATPase 13A4. The coding region runs from base 330 to 3911 and encodes 1193 amino acids. Gene Ontology annotation, cellular component: late endosome membrane. Gene Ontology annotation, biological process: intracellular calcium ion homeostasis; polyamine transmembrane transport. Gene Ontology annotation, molecular function: ATP hydrolysis activity; ATP binding; P-type ion transporter activity. The record is from RefSeq and is a predicted model, not a curated record. Lineage: Eukaryota; Metazoa; Chordata; Mammalia; Rodentia; Muridae. The transcript is spliced from 30 exons.
AGCUGGCAGGCUGAGUGCAGGCAAUGAGUUUUUUCCCUGUAAGUUGGGUCCAAAAAGAUCGGCCUGGGAGCAGCUUCCUCGGAGACAACUGCUUUGAGAGAAUGCAGGAGAAGGGAGCAGCCAGAAAUUCCUCCUGGCACAAAGUGCCCGGGGGAGGAGUCCACUUUGCUAAGUAUUGUCAUUUGCUGAAAGAAGGUGUGUGCUGAAGAAGGAGUUUUUAACCUGGAAGAUCAUUAACUCUUUCACUCAGCAGUCCGGAGGUGGCUCUGGAGUUGGUCCUGAAAGUGCCUGCACAGAAGGGUCAGGGAGCAGGAGUCCCGUGCGUUUCCAUGGGGGAUCACCUUGAGAAGGGCCAGCAUGCUUUACUCAAUGAAGGGGAUGAGAACGAGAUGGAGAUAUUUGGCUAUCGGACUCAAGGCUGUCGGAAAGCCCUUUGUCUCAUUGGAUCCAUCUUCUCUCUCGGAAUCCUCCCAUUGGUAUUUUACUGGAGACCAGCUUGGCGUGUAUGGGCAAACUGUAUCCCAUGUUCCCUGCAAGAAGCUGAUGUUGUGUUGCUGAGGACAACAGAUGAAUUCAAAAUUUAUUCUUGGAAAAAGGUAAUAUGGAUCUCCCUGUCAGCACUGAGCAGCACGUCUGGUCUCACUCCUGACCACCCUCUCAUUACAGAUGAGGAAUAUAUCAUAAACAGAGCCAUAAGAAAGCCAGAUCUAAAGGUGAGAUACAUAAAAGUGCAGAAGAUAAGAUAUGUUUGGAAUAAUGUAGAAGGACAGUUUCAAAAAAUUGGUUCCCUGGAAGACUGGUUCAGUUCUGCAAAGAUUCAUCAGAAAUUUGGAUUAGGUCUGACAUCAGAAGAACAGGAGAUCAGGAGGUUAAUAUGUGGACCUAACGCUAUUGAUGUUGAAAUCACGCCUAUUUGGAAACUGCUCAUCAAGGAGGUUCUAAAUCCAUUUUACAUCUUUCAACUCUUCAGCGUCUGUUUGUGGUUCAGUGAAGAUUACAAGGAAUAUGCUCUUGCCAUCAUCCUCAUGUCUGUCGUUUCCGUAGCUUUGACCGUGUAUGAUCUCAGAGAGCAAUCUGUAAAACUGCAUCAUCUUGUUGAAUCACAUAAUAGCAUUACAGUCUCUGUGUGUGAGAGAAAAGCUGGAGCCCAAGACCUGAAAUCCCGCCUCCUGGUGCCUGGAGAUUUAUUAAUUUUGACAGGGAGCAGAGUACAAAUGCCAUGUGAUGCCAUUCUGAUUGAUGGCAGCUGUGUGGUGGAUGAAGGCAUGCUUACAGGAGAAAGCAUCCCAGUCACCAAAACUCCGCUAUCCCAGACGGCGAGCUCUGCGCCCUGGAAGAUGCAGGCUGAAGCAGAUCCCAGACGGCAUGUUCUUUUUUGUGGUACAGAGGUCAUCCAGGCCAAGGCAGGUUGCUCCGGGACUGUGAAGGCAGUGGUCCUGCAGACAGGAUUCAACACUGCAAAGGGGGACCUUGUGAGAUCCAUACUUUACCCCAAGCCCAUGAAUUUUAAGCUCUACAGGGAUGCCAUCAGGUUCCUCCUAUGCCUUGUUGGGACGGCCACCAUUGGCAUGAUCUAUACCCUGUGUGUCUAUGUGCUCAGUGGGGAGCCUCCUGAGGAGGUGGCGAGAAAAGCCCUGGAUAUUAUCACCAUUGCCGUACCUCCUGCCCUCCCCGCCGCCCUCACCACAGGCAUCAUCUAUGCCCAGAGGAGGCUGAAAAAGAAGGGCAUAUUCUGCAUUAGCCCCCAGAGGAUCAAUGUAUGUGGACAAUUAAACCUUGUCUGCUUCGACAAGACAGGCACCUUAACGAGGGGUGGCUUGGAUCCUUGGGGAGUUGUACCCUGUGACCAGAAUGGAUUCCAGGCAGUCCACAGCUUUGCCUCAGGCAAAGCUCUGCCCCAGGGUCCGCUUUGUGCAGCCAUGGCCAGCUGCCACUCUCUGAUCCUUCUUGACGGGACCAUCCAGGGAGACCCUCUAGACCUGAAAAUGUUUGAAGCCACCAAAUGGGAAAUGACUAUUUCCGGGGAUGAUAUUCACAUCAAAGAAAUGCUGGCACACACCGUGGUAGUUAAGCCGACAGACACAGUUGGCCAGGUCCCAGUGGAAGGACUUGCAAUCCUCCAUCACUUCCCAUUCUCGUCAGCAUUGCAGAGGAUGACAGUCAUUGUGCAGCAGAUGGGAGGUGGCCGGCUGGCGUUCAUGAAAGGUGCACCAGAGAGAGUGGCCAGCUUUUGCCAACCUGACACAGUACCACCUAGUUUUAUUAGUGAACUUCAGAUUUAUACGACACAGGGUUUCCGGGUCAUAGGUCUGGCCUACAAGAAGCUGGAAACGGACUGCUCCACAACUGCCUUGAUGAGGGAGAAGGUGGAAUCAGACCUGAUAUUUCUGGGAUUGCUGAUCUUGGAGAAUCGGCUGAAGGAAGAGACAAAGCCUGUCUUGGAGGAGCUCAUCUCUGCCCGGAUACGGACCGUGAUGAUUACAGGUGACAAUCUCCAGACCGCAAUAACAGUGGCCAGGAAGUCUGGGAUGGUUUCUGAAGGCCAGAAAAUUAUUCUUGUAGAGGCAAAUGAAGCCACUGGUUCUUCAUCAGCAUCUAUCUCUUGGCAAUUAGUAGAAGAGAAGAAACAUGUGCCAUUUGGGAAUCAGGACAACUACAUCAAUAUCCGAGAAGUCCCAGAUAAUGGCGGAGAAGGAAGUUACCAUUUUGCCCUAAGUGGAAAAUCUUUUCAUGUUAUAAGUCAACAUUUCAGCAGCUUAUUGCCAAAGAUACUGAUCAAUGGGACCAUCUUUGCAAGAAUGUCUCCCGGGCAAAAGUCAAGUCUAGUGGAGGAAUUCCAGAAACUGGACUACUUUGUAGGUAUGUGUGGUGAUGGAGCCAACGACUGUGGGGCUUUGAAAAUGGCUCAUGUGGGCAUCUCUUUAUCAGAGCAGGAGGCAUCAGUGGCCUCACCUUUCACUUCCAAAACUCCAAACAUCGAGUGUGUGCCUCAUCUCAUCAAGGAAGGCCGUGCGGCUCUCGUCACGUCCUUUUGCAUGUUUAAGUACAUGGCCCUAUACAGCAUGAUUCAGUAUGUUGGUGUUCUCCUGCUCUACUGGGAGACAAACAGCCUUUCAAAUUACCAGUUUCUAUUCCAGGAUCUGGCCAUCACGACUCUCAUUGGUGUAACAAUGAAUCUAAAUGGUGCCAACCCGAAGCUAGUGCCGUUUAGACCUGCGGGGCGGCUGAUCUCCCCACCUCUGCUGCUCUCCGUUAUCUUCAACAUUCUUCUCAGUUUGGCCAUGCACAUUGUGGGCUUCGUCCUGGUGCAGAAGCAGCCGUGGUAUCUCAUGGAGUUGCACAGUGUCUGCCCAGUGAGGAAUGAUAGCAUCUCAGCUUUAACUACUGCCUCUCUCAGUGUUCCUGAGAAAACCAGAAGUAACAGCACCUUUGCAAGUUUUGAGAAUACUACUAUAUGGUUUUUGGGAACAAUCAAUUGCAUCAUUGUGGCUCUUGUCUUCUCUAAAGGAAAGCCCUUUAGGCAGCCCAUGUAUACAAAUUAUAUAUUUGUCCUUGUGCUGAUUUUACAGAUGGGCGUAUGUCUUUUCAUUCUAUUUGCGGAUAUCCCAGACUUGCAUAGGCGUUUGGACUUACUCUGUACCCCUGUCCUGUGGAGAGCCUACAUUCUCGUCAUGAUCAGCUCCAACUUUGUUGUGUCCCUAGCUGUGGAGGAGGCCAUUAUUGAAAACCGAGCUUUGUGGAUAGCAGUUAAGAGAUGUUUUGGCUAUCAAUCAAAAAGCCAGUACCGGAUAUGGCAGAGGAACUUGGCAAACGAUUCAAGCUGGCCCCCACUCAACCAAACCUCCUACUCUGACAUGCAGGGGGUAUCCUACAGCAACCCCGUGUUUGAGAGCAAUGAGGAGCAACUCUGAAAGAAAGCGAUAUCUAAACUGUUAUCAAAAUGAAGAUUUAGAAGGACCUGUUUCAGGGAUGUUAGAGCAAGUUGGUUCUUACAACUAUCAGCUGGAGUUCGGGGAAUAGGCUGCCAACUCAUGGUGACAAGUUAAAGUCUAUUUGCUCAGAUGGAGCCUAUGGGGAACAGUGUCCCCAGAAGAUGGCUUUCCUCCUGGCUUCUGACACAUCGGUGACACCUGUUCUAACCAAGAAUGGAGCAAGUGUGGCAAUGGGCCCAAAGACUGGCAGAUAUCCGAAGGGAAAUCUAUCAUCUUAGAAUAAUUCUUUCUCAGAAAAAUAAAAAUAAAUUGAGGGAAGGUGACACAUGUGUAUUCCUAGAGUUGUAAUACAUUAAGUAUCUGUUUUGAAUUGUUACUUGAUGGAGAACUAACACAAGAGAAGUGUCUUGUAAUCUCCCCUACCAGGUUUCAAAUUUACCACCUUCCUUCUCCUACUGCCCUUUCUCUGUCUAUUUGUUACAAUGACACACACCCCUUCAUCUAAGUGCCUUAACACACUAGAGCUCUUUUCUUGCUUCAGAACUCUGAAACAGCUGUCUCCAGGGUGGUGAUCACUUCAGGGUGACGACUCUACCAUCGAAACUCAGAGACUCUGUGUUCACCAGAGGAGGGCAAGGAAACACUGGAGACAACAUGGGGGUGGUGUCACUGUUUCAAGCUCAAUACAGCACCUCUGUCCACUCCUACUCUCAUCCCAUCACCAGAGAUUUGGCCCAGGAGCUGAGGAGUGUUGUCUCCUGUAUCUAAAGUAAGACCUGUGGCUAAAUAGGUCUCCUGAUUAGAAGGGCCUCACACUUGUUUAAUACUAUGUUGUUUCUAUUUAGUAAAUUUUUGGGCUAUAGUUCCCCUACUUUCAGGCCCCAUAAUGAUAUAUUUGUCUCUCUUUUAAUCUAGAGGCAAGGUAGAGGACAACCAAAGAGCAUAAGUAUCGAUUGCUCCCCUGAUUAUAUGAAUAACUUAUGUUUUAGGGGUCCCUCAUCUUACUUGUACCCUGCUCUGCUGUUUUGGGGAUGUUCCUUGUGUGUUCUUCAUUGUCUUUUGUCCUUGAGCUAAGUCCUUACACACCUGUGCCUUUCUUGCUUAAGAACCUGCUUCUAGAAAAAAAAAUUCUCUUAUUUUAGCCCCUUGGACAGCUGGAUUAUAUUGGAUUGUCCCAGCAUAGGAAACAUCCAGGUUUCUCUCAGGUCUAUGGGCAGCACUGAGCUUUAGGCCAGUGUCUACCCAUAGAUUUUUUUUUUAAUUUAAGAAUUAUUUUAAACCAUAUAUUUUGAUCUUUUUCCCCUUCCCAAACUCCUCCCAGAUCUUCCUUACUUUUGGACCCAUCCAACUUUUGUUCUCUUUCUUUCUCUUUCAAACAAGCAAACCAAAAAAAUUAAAAGGAACAAACAAACAAGAUGCCCAAACAAAACAAAAAGCCUACAGACAAACACAAAAUCAUAUUUUGGCUAGGAAGAACACAUCUUUACUUUCAGCAUUAGGGAGACGGAAGCAUGCAGAUUUUGGUGAGUUCAGGGUCAGCUUAGUACUUACAGCACACAUAGAAUUUUAAAGUAAAACAAAAUUUCUACUAUGAAUGUCGUGGAACAGCCACUAGAGAAGUCUGCUUGGACACGGGUUUGAGCCAACAGAAGGUCUUUGUUAACUGGCUACCUUCUCCACUGGUACGGCAGCUCUUGACGGUAUUUCUAAAAUUGACAGCUUUUCUCAUGUUCCACAAAGAAAAGGCUUUGGACGAAUGCCCUUGGAGGAGGUCUACAGUGAAAUCAUGAAGAACAACACUGUCAAGGGCUUUUCCUGCAACUAACUGGUUAAGUUUAUACAGUUCUAAGAUUCCACAGGAAGGGCUUAGCAUCCCCACCAUACAAGUGAUGAGAGGAAGACACAGGCCUCAUACAGCUCUCCUAAAUAAGCCACACACUGCUGCUAAGCUGCUCUCAAUUGAUAAGCAGAACCCAGUAGGGCAGGGUGUUCUGUGUGACAUCAUUGACAGGUGGACAGUGGGUUUCUUAUUUGCAGAUUGAAACAAGCCUCCAAGUAAUAACACACUUGUGUUCAAAUGCAUGGCAGGCAUACUGCCAGGCCCAAACUAACUAUCUCUAUCUAUCUAUCUAUCUAUCUAUCUAUCUAUCUAUCUAUCUAUCUAUCUCUCUA